UUAUACAUAAACAUUCGGAGCUCGAUCAGUCUGCAUUGCGCCGUCCCCGACGAUGGACUUCAAGAAUAAGGUCGUCGUGAUUACUGGCGCGAGCUCCGGCAUCGGUGCAGCUGCCGCCUUCCUGUUCGCCAAACAAUCUGCCACCCUCGUCCUCGUGGCAAGAAACGAGCAACUACUCAACGACGUAGCGGCAAAAUGCGAAUCCGAAAAUGGAAUCAAACCGUUGAUUAUUCGAGCGGAAUUAAGCAGCGAUGACGAUGUCAAAAAUAUAGUGACAAAGACUAUUGAAACGUUUGAGAAAAUUGACGUGCUGGUGAAUAAUGCUGCAGUAGGAAUGCGCGGCAGCAUUCGUGAUGGAGUCGAGCCUUAUGACACCGUCAUGGCUGUGAACGUCAGAUCGGUAUAUUUAUUGACCAGUCUUGCUACACCUCAUCUAGUGAAGUCCAAAGGCUGUAUUGUGAACGUGUCGAGCGUUGCUGCUUUCAAGCCUAUCAAAGAUGCUGAUUAUUUGCCUUACUGCAUUUCAAAAGCUGCUCUUGAUCAGCUGACGAGGUGUGUGGCUUUGGAGCUUGCCCGUGAUGGAGUUAGAGUAUGUUCUGUGAAUCCUGGAGGUACGAGGACUUCGUUUGCACAGAACGCCGGAUUCAGCAAAGAAGAAGUGGAACAACUGUACGCGACUCGUGAUAAGAGCUACCCGCUAGGUAAAAUGGCAGAGCCAGGGGAGGUGGCUGACCUGAUUUUGUAUCUAGCCAGCGAUCGCGCGCGCAGCAUCACCGGCACAGUUUACGUAAUAGAUAAUGGUGAAACACUAAUGUGAUAGCUGGUUUCGUGAUAAUUUUUAUAUAUUCAUUUAAACUAUUCUUACAGGUAAAAAUGUGGAACUGUUUUAGUUCAUCUGAGUGAUAUUAACAUUUAAAAUAUAAUUUUCAAAUAUUGUUAAUAAUUUAUAAUCUGUUUACGGUAAAAUAUAUUAUAAAAUUUUGAGUUUGUCACAAUUAUUAUAAAAUUAUGUAUGUAAAUUUAUAUCAAGUAUCGUUAUAUGAAAAUAAAAUAAAAUCCUACGUAUCGAGCGUUAAUCUACUGCUAUUUUUUAAUAAUUUUAUUCAUUUAUUUUAAUUAAAAGGUCUGCCAACAGUGGUUACAGUGAUACAUUGUUAGGUAUAGGUAGAAUCGAUAGGUAUCUUAAGCUUAUUGCACAGCUAGGCAAACACCACUUGUGUAAACUAAGAGUAAAGAGGGAAGAAUAGCUUUGCGAUCCUAAUCGAACGUAUGUACGUACAUUUUUGAUAAAAUUUCCAUUUCUGCACUAAACUAGCACUAACAACAGUUUCCACUAAUUAAAUCUUAACUAAUCACUUUGAUUUUCAUGUAGAUCGCUUCAGCAUAAUAUAUUCUAAAUCUAUAGGUACGGCCAGGUUUUAAUCACAUUCUAUACUUUUUUUUAUAAAAACUAUGUAAUUUUUUUAGUGGAAACAAAAUGGAAAUUUCAUCAAAAAUGUACGUAAAUUCGGAUAGGAUCACAAAGCUAUUCGAAAGAAACUUUAAAACUAAACCUUAAGAAAUUAAGUAGUUAGCAAACAAAAAUAAUAAUAAAAAAUAUAGUAUAUACAAAAGCCAGACAGAACACAGCAGUACAACUCGGAGUGCAUUAAUUAUAAUUACUAUGCCCAACACACAGGUAGAGGUUUAGUGAAUUAGCUCCGAACAAACUUAGGACACAACUUCAGACAUAAAUACUAUUCUCUGCAAAAGCUAGACGGUAAGAACCUUACAAGAAUGAACGCGUGUAAGGCAGGAAAUAAAGCCCAACAUAAAUAGGCCAACAACUAACACUGCCUUGAUAAUUUAGUCCGUGUUGCUGGUGCCGUUAGUUUUAAUUUCGUGUGGCGGACGGAGGUGGUACGUAAAGCUAAACGUACGGUGUCGGUGGACGCAAAUGAGGAGUAACACGGGCUGCAGGAACGAGCGCCGCGAUAACUCGUGUUGUAUCACGAUGUAUCACUUUAAUAAAACACGUACCCACGUUUCAAUUUCACGUUUUGGGCCAUAUUUUUGUUACCUAGUUUCUCGUAUAUUUUGUAUACAAAGAAAGAGUGAAACGACGCAUGUUUGUGUAUCAGGUAUAUUCCUAAAUAGGUAUAAAUGUUUGACGUUAGUAGACAUUUUAUGAAUAAAAAUUUAAUAUUGUUUACAUACUAUAGAUUUUUGAGUAAGACAUAUUACAUAUUAAAGACAUGUAAGAAUACUAGAAUAAGGCACGAUGGGGUUGGCAUAAUCAUGUAACUGUUGAAGUCCCUAAACAAUAAAUAGACAAAAGUA
Messenger RNA from Cydia pomonella (codling moth), 2319 nucleotides. RefSeq names its product meso-2,3-butanediol dehydrogenase-like. The record is from RefSeq and is a predicted model, not a curated record. Gene Ontology annotation, molecular function: oxidoreductase activity. NCBI's taxonomy places the organism in Eukaryota, Metazoa, Arthropoda, Insecta, Lepidoptera, Tortricidae. Bases 53 to 817 code for a protein of 254 amino acids. The transcript has a single exon.